UAGCCCAAUCCACCGUCCCAUUCAGCCCAACCCACCGUCCGAAAUUCAACCCAACCCAACCCACCAUCCAAAUCGGCAAUUUCAGUUAGAAGCAGACGCUGAGCAGAGGAAGCUCCUAAGCCCUAAACCCUAGUCGACCAAACUCAGUCCUCUCUCCGAUGAAAUCGACGGCGGGAGGGGUCUCAAUCGUGUAUUCCUCUGCUGACUGGUCCUCCCAUGAAGCUCGUUUCUCCUCUCAUCUUCUCGCCGUCUUGCACCAACUCAGAGGUACGAUUUUGGAGUAUCAAAUACGCCUUUAGCUUGCGGAUUUUUUUUCGGCAAGCAAGCAGAAUGGCUUGCAUUUCCGCUAACAUUGGGACUUCAGUAAGAAUUUUUGAUAGUCACCGCCACAGUUCAUUGAGCCGUUUUGUGGGCAUUCAUUGCCGGUGUAUCUUCAGAAAUUCGUUGUCAGUUUUCUAUGGCGGUGCACUUCGUCCGAACUCUGUGUAUCAUCAUGGCACUCGGGAUGAUCCCCUCUUCAAUGGCUUUCGAUCCUUCUCUGCAGCCUUCAGCAGCAUUUCUUCUGAUAACGGCGUGGCAGAAGAAAGGGUGGUGGUGUUGGUUAUUGGCGGAGGGGGAAGAGAACAUGCUAUUUGUCAUGCCUUGAAGAGGUCUCCCUCUUGCAAUGCGAUCUUUUGUGCACCAGGAAAUGCUGGGAUUUCCAAUGCAGGGGAUGCUAUGUGCAUCUCAGAUCUUGACAUAUUAGAUAGCUCGGCUGUGAUUUCCUUCUGUCAAAAAUGGGGUGUGGGACUUGUUGUGGUUGGACCAGAAGCUCCUCUUGUUGCAGGUCUUGCAAACGACUUAGUUAAGUCUGGAAUUCCUACUUUUGGCCCUUCAUCUGAGGCUGCUGCUUUGGAAGGUUCCAAGACUUUCAUGAAGAAUUUGUGUGACAAGUAUGGAAUUCCCACUGCUAAGUAUCAAACUUUUACAGAUCCAUCUGCUGCAAAGAAGUAUAUAAAAUCCCAAGGUGCACCAAUUGUCAUCAAGGCAGAUGGAUUGGCUGCUGGAAAAGGAGUUAUUGUUGCCAUGACAUUGGACGAGGCUUAUGAAGCUGUCGACUCAAUGCUUGUAAAAGGUGUUUUCGGAUCUGCUGGUUGCCGUGUAGUUGUUGAGGAGUUUUUGGAGGGUGAGGAAGCUUCAUUCUUUGCUCUGGUGGAUGGAGAGAACGCCAUACCUUUAGAAUCUGCUCAGGACCAUAAACGAGUUGGGGACGGUGACACGGGGCCCAAUACUGGUGGAAUGGGAGCAUACUCUCCAGCACCGAUCUUAACAAAAGAACUCCAAUCUUUGGUAAUGGAAUCUAUAAUUCUUCCUACAGUAAAAGGCAUGUCAGAAGAGGGGUGCAAAUUUGUUGGGGUCCUGUAUGCUGGACUCAUGAUUGAAAAGAAAUCUGGAUUGCCUAAGCUAAUAGAGUACAAUGUGCGGUUUGGAGAUCCAGAGUGCCAGGUGUUAAUGGUCCGUUUGGAAUCUGAUUUGGCACGAGUUCUUCUAGCAGCUUGUCGGGGUGAACUCAGUGGUGUAUCUUUGAACUGGUCCUCAGGUUCUGCCAUGGUGGUAGUCAUGGCAAGCAAUGGCUACCCUGGGAGCUAUGAAAAGGGGACUGUGAUUAGAAAUCUUGAGGAAGCAGAACAAGUCCCAUCUGUUAAGGUAUUUCAUGCUGGAACUGCCCUUGACUCAGAUGGCAACUUCAUUGCUACUGGAGGACGUGUGCUUGGUGUCACAGCCAAGGGAAAAGACCUUGAAGAGGCAUGGGAGAGAGCUUACCAAGCAGUUGAGCAAAUAAAUUGGCAAGGUGGGUUCAACCGCGGAGAUAUUGGUUGGAGGGCACUUCCCCAUAAACGAUCUUCUGCGAAAUCAUGAAGUAUUGUUUGUGUCAUGUUUUUUUUUUUUUUUUUUGGGGUAUCGUCUAUUUAGGGAAUGAAAUGAAUCAAGGGCGAUGCCAUUUAAGAACCAAAGGUUUUGUAUCGGGAGGAAUAGAUGAAAUUUGGUUUGACGAAAAUGGAGAAACAAUUUUGUUGUGGCGCUGCAUAUCGUUGGAGGGCACUUCCCUGGAAAGGCAGAAAAAGUAUCCCACAAAAUCACGAAGUGUUUUCAUUUUUUAUCGUUUAGGGAGUGAAGCGAAUCUGGGCGUGUCCCAUUUGGAAGCCAAAGGUUGUGUAUCGGGAGGGAUACAUGAAAUUUUGUUGUUGAAUCUGGUUGGAAAUGGAGAAAUGUCUUCACUGCGAUA
Molecule: messenger RNA, 2266 nt
Organism: Rhododendron vialii
Lineage: Eukaryota; Viridiplantae; Streptophyta; Magnoliopsida; Ericales; Ericaceae
Product: phosphoribosylamine--glycine ligase-like
Exons: 5
Coding region: 217-1899 (560 amino acids)
Biological process (GO): purine nucleobase biosynthetic process
Molecular function (GO): ATP binding; phosphoribosylamine-glycine ligase activity; metal ion binding
Source: RefSeq, a predicted model, not a curated record